UGACUAAACUUCAGACUGUCAUUCAGUCGACAGCGUGUACUGAAGCAGUCAGCAUGCACCAUCAGUCACGCAAUGACACGAAGGAAGAGCCAAGUAAUUGGAAUUCUGUAAGGGACGUACAGUACACGCUACAGCUGAGCAAGUGGCUGUUGAAGCCGAUCGGAGUUUGGCCGCUUGUUUCCGGUCGAAGCAGCAGACUGGAUUAUUUCGUCUCCGCGGUUCUAAUGGUCACGUGCUUCUCGAGUAUCUUCUUCAUCAUCGUACCGUCCGGCCACUAUGUCCUCUAUGUGAAUAAAAGCGUACAGAUGAAGUUGAAGCUGUUCGGACCUGUGGGUUUCUGUGUGUCCUCUGUAUUGAAAUACUGCUGUCUCAUUAUAAAAAGUACCCCCUUGAAACGGUGCAUCCAACACGUGGAGAAGGAUUGGAGAACGGUGCAGGACCCCAACCACCGGGGAAUUAUGUUAAAGUAUAUGACAAUGAGCAGGAAUUUAAUCACCAUCUGCGCCAGUUUCAUCUACACAGGUGGUAUGUCCUUUCAUACAGUUAUGCAGUUCUUGUCGAAAGAGGGUGUCAAAGAUAAUAGCACCUUUAGGCCACUCUCGUAUCCCGGCUACGAUUGGUUCCUCGAUGUGCAGUCGAGUCCUACCUAUGAAAUAGUGUUUUUUACUCACUGUUUCGCGGCUAUGAUUAUGUACACUGUUACGACGGCCGCGUACAGUUUCGCAGCGGUAUUCGUUACUCAUAUUUGCGGUCAAAUUCGGAUACAAAUAGUCAAAUUGGACGAGUUAGUUGAGAGAAUCGAAAUGAAAGACGAUGAUCUAUUGAAUACCAUUGUUCACGAUCAUGUGGAGAUUUUGAGAUUUGCGAAGACCACCGAGAAAGCUUUGCGCGAAUUAUGCUUCAUCCAAAUCGUGGAAUCCACGUUGAUUAUGUGCAUACUCGAGUACUACACUAUUAUGGGACGGAGGGAUGCAGUCGUACUGUUGACCUAUGCCACCUUGUUGAUUUCCUUCACUUAUAAUAUAUUUAUAUUUUGUUACAUAGGCGAGAUUCUCUCUGAGCAGUUUUACCUAAUUGGUACGACUACCUAUGAAAUCAAAUGGUACACUUUGCCAGCGAGGAAAGCUCACGAUCUUAUUCUACUGAACAUCAUAUCGCAGAAUCCUCCGAAACUUACUGCCGGAAAAAUAAUUCAGUUAUCCUUGGACACUUUCGGUAAUGUGGUGAAAACGUCGGUUGUUUAUUUAAAUUUAAUACUGACAAUUACGAAUUGAUCUUUUUUUCUAACACUAAAUGGAAAGUACGAAUGUAUCGUAUUAUAACUGCAGGAAUGUUACACUAACUUAACAAUAACAUUUCGUAAUGAAUGUAACAACAAAAUAUUUAUAUUAGCAAUAA
Messenger RNA from Ceratina calcarata, 1398 nucleotides. Its product is annotated as odorant receptor 82a-like. The transcript is spliced from 6 exons. Bases 54 to 1274 code for a protein of 406 amino acids. Gene Ontology annotation, cellular component: plasma membrane. Gene Ontology annotation, biological process: detection of chemical stimulus involved in sensory perception of smell; sensory perception of smell. Gene Ontology annotation, molecular function: olfactory receptor activity; odorant binding. The record is from RefSeq and is a predicted model, not a curated record. Lineage: Eukaryota; Metazoa; Arthropoda; Insecta; Hymenoptera; Apidae.